Molecule: messenger RNA, 3765 nt
Organism: Otolemur garnettii (small-eared galago)
Lineage: Eukaryota; Metazoa; Chordata; Mammalia; Primates; Galagidae
Gene: NPHS1
Product: NPHS1, nephrin
Exons: 29
Coding region: 1-3765 (1254 amino acids)
Biological process (GO): cell-cell adhesion
Cellular component (GO): cell-cell junction
Molecular function (GO): cell adhesion molecule binding
Source: RefSeq, a predicted model, not a curated record
AUGGGCACUGUGGGAACCAUUGCCAGAGGGCCUAGGGUGACCCUGAAGACUUCCACUAGGGCUCCCUUGCUGCUCAUGGGGCUGCUGACCACAGGCCUGGCCCAGUUGCCAAUUCCUGCCUCAACCCCCCGAGGCUUCUGGGCCCUGCCUGAAAAUCUGACAGUAGUGGAGGGGUCCUCAGUCAAGCUGCAGUGCGGGGUCAAUGCCCCUGGCAGUGUGGUACAAUGGGCCAAAGAUGGGCUACUCCUGGGCCCUGAUCCCAGGAUCCCAGGCUUCCCAAGGUACCAGUUGGCAGGAGACCCUGCUAGAGGUGAAUUCCACCUCCACAUCGAAGCAUGUGACUUAAGUGAUGAUGCAGAGUAUGAGUGCCAGGUCGGCCGCUCCGAGAUGGGCCCUGAACUCGUGUCUCCCAGAGUGACUCUCUCCAUCCUGGUUCCUCCCAAGGUACUUCAGCUGACCCCAGAAGCAGGGAGCACAGUCACCUGGGUAGCUGGGCAAGAGUAUGAGGUCUCCUGUGUAUCUGGAGAUGCAAAGCCAGCACCUGACAUCACUUUUCUCCAGAGUGGACAAACCAUAUCUGGCAUCUCUGCUAAUGUGAAUGAAGGGUCCCAGGAGAAACUCUUCACCACAGAAGCCACAGCCAGGGUGAUACCCCAGAGCUCAGAUAAUGGGCAGUUGCUGGUCUGUGAGGGGUCCAGCCCAGCUUUGGACACCCCCAUCAAGGCCUCAAUCACCAUGAAUGUUCUGUUCCCCCCAGGAGCCCCUGCCAUCGAGUGGCCAGGCCUGGAUGAGGGGCAUGUUCGGGCUGGGCAGAGCUUGGAGCUGCCGUGUGUGGCCCGAGGGGGAAAUCCCUUAGCCACGUUGCAGUGGUUGAAGAAUGGCCAGCCCAUGUCCACAGCAUGGGGUACAGAGCAUACCCAGGCAGUGGCCCGCAGUGUACUGGUGAUGAUUGUGAAGCCAGAAGACCAUGGAGUGCGCCUCAGCUGUGAGGCACACAACAGCGUGUCUACAGGGAUCCAGGAACACAGCAUCACGCUGCAGGUCUCCUUUCCCCCCAGUGCCAUUACUAUCCUGGGAUCUACAUCCCAGUCUGAGAACAAGAAUAUGACGCUCUCUUGUGUCACCAAGUCCAGUCGCCCACGAGUCUUGCUGCGAUGGUGGCUGGGCUGGCGGCAGCUUCUGCCUACGGAGGAGAUAGUCAUGGAUGGCCUGCAUGGCGGCCACAUCACCAUGUCCAAUCUGACGUUCCUGGUGCGGCGGGAGGACAAUGGUCUGACACUCACAUGUGAGGCCUUCAGCGAGGCCUUCACCAAGGAGACCUUCAAGAAGUCACUUACCCUGAAUGUGAAAUAUCCCGCCCAGAAGCUAUGGAUUGAGGGACCCCCAGAGGGGCAUAGUCACCGGGCUGGGACCCGGGUGAGGCUGAUGUGUUUGGCUAUCGGGGGCAACCCAGAGCCCUCCCUCACCUGGUACAAGGAUUCGCGCACUGUGAGCGAGUCGCGGCUGCCCCAGGAGCCGCGGCGGGUGCAGCUAGGAAGUGUGGAGAAGUCUGGGAGCACCUUCUCGCGUGAGCUGGUGCUGGUCACAGGUCCGUCGGACAACCAGGCCAAGUUCACGUGCAAGGCGGGCCAGCUCAGCGCGUCCACGAAGCUCAUCGUGCAGUUUCCGCCAACUAACUUGACAAUCCUGGCCAACGCGUCGGCGCUGCGCCCGGGGGACGCUUUAAACUUGACGUGCGUCAGCAUUAGCAGCAACCCGCCAGUCAACUUGUCCUGGGACAAGGAAGGGGAGAGGCUGGAAGGUGUGACAGCCCCUCCCCGAAGUGCCCCGUUCAAAGGCUCCGCCGCGGCCAGGAGCGUCCUAAUGCGAGUAUCAUCCCGCGACCAUGGCCACCGCAUGACCUGCCGCGCCCACAGCGCUGAGCUCCGCGAAACCGUGAGCUCCUCCUACCGCCUCAACGUGCUGUACCCUCCAGAGUUCCUCGGGGAGCAGGUGCUCGUGGUGACAGCGGUAGAGCAAGGCGAGGCACUGCUGCCGGUGUCAGUGUCCGCUAACCCCGCCCCCGAGGCCUUCAACUGGACAUUCCGCGGCUAUCGCCUCAGUCCAGCUGGCGGCCCCCGGCAUCGCAUCCUGUCUGGCGGGGCUCUGCAGCUGUGGAAUGUGACCCGUGCCGACGAUGGCUUCUAUCAACUUCACUGCCAGAACUCGGAGGGCACAGCUGAAGCGCUAGUGCGUCUGGACGUGCACUAUGCUCCCACCAUCCGCGCCCUCCCGGACCCCACUGAGGUGAAUGUUGGGGGUUCUGUGGACAUAAUCUGCACCGUUGAUGCCAAUCCCAUCCUCCCAGGGAUGUUCAACUGGGAGAGGCUGGGGGAAGAGGAGGAGGACCAGAGUCUGGAUGACAUGGAGAAGAUAUCAAAGGGGGCCACAGGGCGUCUACGGAUUCAACAUGCCAAACUGGCCCAGGCUGGAGCUUACCAGUGCAUCGUGGACAAUGGGGUGGCACCUCCAGCCCGAGGGCUCGUCCGUCUUGUUGUCAGAUUUGCCCCCCAGGUGGACCAUCCCACUCCUCUAACUAAAGUAGCUGCAGCAGGAGACAGCACCAGUUCUGCCACACUUCAUUGCCGUGCCCGAGGCGUCCCCAACAUUGUCUUCACCUGGACCAAAAAUGGGGUCCCUCUGGAUCUCCAGGAUCCCAGGUACACAGAACACACAUACCACCAGGGUGGAGUCCACAGCAGUCUCCUGACCAUCGCCAAUGUGUCUGCAGCCCAGGAUUAUGCCCUCUUCACGUGCACAGCCACCAACCCCCUCGGCUCAGACCACACCAACAUUCAACUCGUCAGCAUCAGCCGCCCUGACCCUCCGUUGGGAUUAAAGAUUGUGAGCAUGACCCCACACUCGGUGGGGCUGGAGUGGAAACCUGGCUUUGAUGGGGGCUUGCCACAGAGUUUCCGAAUCAGAUAUGAGGCCCUGGAGACUCCAGGGUUCCACUACGUGGAUGUCCUACCACCUCAGGCCACCACCUUCACACUGACUGGGCUACAGCCUUCUACCCGAUACAGGGUCUGGCUGCUGGCCAGCAAUGCCCUGGGAGACAGUGGCCUGGCUGACAAGGGGGCCCAGCUCCCCAUCACUACCCCAGGCCUGGACCCGACGUCUGGAGAAUCUGAUGUCCAGUUGCCCACAGAGGAGCCCGCAGGACCCUCAGGGCUGCCCCUGCUGCCCGUGCUGUUUGCUGUCGGGGGUCUUCUGCUGCUUUCCAAUGCCUCCUGUGUUGGGGGAUUCCUCUGGCAGCAGAGAAUGAAGCAUCUUGCCAAGGGUCUCUCAGACAAGACAGACACAGGGUCGGAGGAGGACCGAGCCAGGAACGAAUAUGAGGAGAGCCAGUGGACUGGAGAUCGGGACACGCAAAGCUCCACAGUUAGCACAACAGAAGUGGAGCCAUAUUACCACUCCAUGAGAGACUUCAUCCCCCAGCUGCCCCCCAUGCUCGAGGAGGUGUCUUAUUCCCAGGGCUUCACAGGUCUUGAAGAUCAGGAUAUGGCCUUUCCUGGGCACCUGUAUGAUGAGGUGGAAAGAAUGUACAUCCCACCAGGGACCUGGGGACCCCUCUAUGAUGAAGUGCAUACGGGCUCCAGUGACCUCCGCUGGCCUGAGGAGAAGUAUGAGGAUCCAAGAGGAAUCUAUGAUCAGGUGGCAGGAGACGUGGACACUGUGGAACCUGAUUCUCUACCCUUUGAGCUCAGGGGACAUCUGGUGUGA